GAGAGACCCUUUGAGUGCGCUGAGUGUGGCAAGGGUUUCACUCGCAUGUCCCACCUGCUGGAGCACCGGCAAAUCCACACUGGCCAGCGCCCCUUCACCUGCCCGCUCUGUGGCAAGGCCUUUGCCCGCUCCUCCAGCCUGCUGACCCACCUGCGGGUGCACACGGGAGAACGCCCCUUCGACUGCUCGGACUGCAGCAAGAGUUUCAACACGGCGAGUGGCCUGGAGACCCACCGGCGGUUGCACACGGGCGAGAAGCCCCAUGUCUGCUCCACCUGCGGCAAGAGCUUUGCCCGGGUGUCGGCGCUGUGGGUGCACCGGCGGGUGCACAGCAGUGAGCGGCCCUUCACCUGCCCCGACUGCGGCAAAAGCUUCAAGUUGUCCGCGGACGUGAAGGUGCACAGGCGCGUGCACACCGGCGAGCGCCCCUACACCUGUAGCUACUGCGGCAAGGGCUUCACCCGGUACAGCGGCCUGCAGAAUCACCAGUCCACCCACACCGGCGAGCGCCCCUACACCUGCGCCCAGUGCGGCAAGGGCUUCACCCACUCCACCAGGCUGCAGAAUCACCAGCGCACCCACACUGGCGAGCGCCCCUACACCUGCGCCCAGUGCGGCAAGGGCUUCACCCUCUCCAGCACCCUGCUGAGGCACCAGCGCUCCCACACCGGCGAGCGCCCCUACACCUGUAGCGACUGCGGCAAGGGCUUCACCCAGAACAGCGGCCUGCAGAAUCAUCAGCGCACCCACACCGGCGAGCGCCCCUACACCUGCGCCCAGUGCGGCAAGGGCUUCACCCAGUACAACAGCCUGCAGAAUCACCAGCGCACCCACACCGGCGAGCGCCCCUACACCUGCGCCCAGUGCGGCAAGGGCUUCACCCACUCCACCAGGCUGCUGAUACACCAGCGCACCCACACCGGCGAGCGCCCCUACACCUGCGCCCAGUGCGGCAAGGGCUUCACCCUCUCCAGCAGCCUGCUCAGGCACCAGCGCACCCACACUGGCGAGCACCCUUACACCUGCGCCCAGUGUGGCAAGGGCUUCAUCUGCUCCUCCACCCUGCAGAAGCACCAGCGCACCCACACCGUUGAGCGCCCAUACACCUGCGCCCAGUGCGGCAAGGGCUUCACCCAGUCUAGUCACCUGCUGGUUCACCAGCGCAGCAUCCACACCGGUGAGCGCCCAUACACCUGCGCCCAGUGCGGCAAGGGCUUCACCCAGUCUAGUAACCUGCUGCUUCACCAGCGCACCCACACCGGCGAGCGCCCCUACACCUGCGCCCAGUGCGGCAAGGGCUUCACCCGCUCCAGCCACCUACAGAGUCACCAGCUCACCCACAUCGGUGAGCGGCUCCCCUACACCUGCACCCAGUGCGGCAAGGGCUUCAUCCAGUACGGCACCCUGCAGAAGCACCAGCGCACCCACACCGGCGAGCACCCCUACACCUGCGCCCAGUGCGACAAGGGCUUCACCUGCUGCUCCGCGCUGCUGGUGCACCAGCGCACACACACCGACGAACGCCCCUACACCUGCGCCCAGUGCGGCAAGAGCUUCACCCAGUCUACUCACCUGCUGCUUCACCAGCGCAUCCACACCGGCGAGCGCCCCUACACCUGCGCCCAGUGCGGCAAGGGCUUCACCCAGUCCUCCAUCCUGCUGAAUCACGAGCGCAUCCACACCGGCGAGCGCCCCUACACCUGCGCCCAGUGCGGCAAGGGCUUCACCCGCUCCAGCCACCUGCUGGUUCACCAGCGCACCCACACCGGCGAGCGCCCCUACACCUGCGCCCAGUGCAACAAGGGCUUCACCCGCUCCAGCAGCCUGCAUAAGCACCAGCGCACACACACCGGCGAACGCCCCUACACCUGCGCCCAGUGCGGCAAGGGCUUCACCAAGUCCAGCAGCCUGCAGAAGCACCAGCGCACACACACCGGCGAGCGCCCCUACACCUGCACCCAAUGCGGCAAGGGCUUCCCCAGUCCCAGCAGCCUGCAGAAGCACCAGCGCACACACACCGGCGAGCGCCCCUACACCUGCGCCCUGUGCGGCAAGGGCUUCACCCAGUCCUCCAACGAGCACCAGCGGAUACACACCGGAGAGAGACCCUUAGUGUGCGCUGAGUGUGGCAAGGGUUUCACUCGCAUGUCCAGCCUGUGGCAGCAAUAUCGUACCCACAGCGGUGAGCGUCCCUUCCCCGGCCUGUCCUGUGGUAAGGGCUACACCCGCCUUGACCACCUGCUGGAGCACCGGCGAAUCCACACUGGCCAGCGCCCCUUCACCUGCCCGCUCUGUGGCAAGGCCUUUGCCCGCUCCUCCAGCCUGCUGGCCCACCGGCGGGUGCACACGGGAGAACGGCCCUUCGACUGCUCGGACUGCGGCAAGAGUUUCAAGACGGCGGAUGUCCUGGAGACCCACCGGCGGGUGCACACGGGCGAGAAGCCCUAUGGCUGCUCCACAUGUGGCAAGAACUUUGCCUUGUUGUCUGGGCUACGGCAGCACCGGCAGUUGCACACGGGCGAGAAGCCCCAUGUCUGCUCCACCUGCGGCAAGAGCUUUGCCCGGGUGUCGGCGCUGUGGGUGCACCAGCGGGUGCACAGCAUGCACACCAGCGAGCGCCCUUACACCUGUAGCGACUGCGGCAAGGGCUUCACCCAGUACAGCGGCCUGCUGGAUCACCAGCACACCCACACCGGCGAGCGCCCCUACACCUGCGCCCAAUGCGGCAAGGGCUUCCCAACCUCCACCAGGCUGCUGGUUCACCAGCUCACCCACACCGGCGAGCGCCCCUACACCUGCGCCCAGUGUGGCAAGGGCUUCACCCAGCCCUCCAACCUGUAUAGGCACCAACGCACCCACACCGGCAAGCACCCCUACACCUGCGCUCAAUGCGGCAAGGGCUUCCCCAGCUCCACCAGGCUGCUGAAUCACCAGCGCUCCCACACUGGCGAACGCCCCUUCACCUGCGCCCAGUGCGGCAAGGGCUUCACCAACUCUGGCUCCCUGCAGAGGCACCAGCGCACCCACACCGGUGAGCGCCCCUACACCUGCGCCCAGUGCGGCAAGGGCUUCACCAACUCUGGCUCCCUGCAGAGGCACCAGCGCACCCACACCGGGGAGCGCCCCUACACCUGCGCCCAGUGCGGCAAGGGCUUCACCCAGUCCUCCAACCUGCUGGAGCACCAGCGCACCCACACUGGCGAACGCCCCUUCACCUGCGCCCAGUGUGGAAAGGGCUUCACCAUCUCCGCCACGCUGCUGGUGCACCAGCGCACCCACACCGGCGAACGCCCCUACACCUGCGCCCAGUGUGGCAAGGGCUUCACCUGCUCCAUCAGGCUGCUGUCCCACCAGCGGGUUCACACCGGUGACCGUCCAGUCCCCAGCCCAGUGUGUGGAGAGCACUCUGCCAUGGACUCCCACUCCCUGUGUCACCAGCACAUGCACACCAGUGUCCCGCCCUACGACUGCCCGUACUGCGGUGAGUCGUUUGACAGCUCGCGGGGGUUGCGGCAUCACCAGCGGACCCACGUCGGCGAGCAGCUGCUCCCACUGUGACAAGAGAGCACGGGGGCGGCGGGAGCACCAGCGGAUACACACCGGAGAGAGACCCUUUGAGUGCGCUGAGUCUGGCAAGGGUUUCACUCGCAUGUCCAGCCUGUGGCAGCAAUAUCGUACCCACAGCGGUGAGCGUCCCUUCCCCGGCC
Messenger RNA from Amblyraja radiata (thorny skate), 3707 nucleotides. RefSeq names its product zinc finger protein 585A-like. Gene Ontology annotation, biological process: regulation of DNA-templated transcription. The annotation marks the transcript as partial. NCBI's taxonomy places the organism in Eukaryota, Metazoa, Chordata, Chondrichthyes, Rajiformes, Rajidae. The transcript has 7 exons. The record is from RefSeq and is a predicted model, not a curated record. Gene Ontology annotation, molecular function: DNA-binding transcription factor activity, RNA polymerase II-specific; RNA polymerase II cis-regulatory region sequence-specific DNA binding.